AUGUUUCACGUGCUCUUUUUUUUUUUCGUGUUCUGUGCGGAAGAUCUUGCCCACAUAAGGGCCAGCCAUCUCGCACCUGGACUUGGUGACAGUGGACGGGAUGGGCCAAGUUUUGAAGAGGUCGGGUCCUGUGUAGUUGCUGUUGGUUAUUUGAUGAGUGAGGUGCAGUCUCUUGAGGGAAGUGAGGGUGGGAGUGAUAGGUCUAGUGGAGGUGGUGUUGAAGAGAACGAUGACGAUUUUGGGAAUUUUUCAGAUGCGUCCAUUGAGGCUGCAGAGGAAUCGGAGCAGGGCCAGGAGGAUGACGAUGCGGUUGCGUUGAUGGAUGAACCUAAGAAUAUACCGAACGUGUUGAAUAAGUGUCUUGAUAAACUUUUUGGUCCCAAUGAGGAGACAUCAUCGGCUCCUGAUACAGAGUCGCAAUUUCAACUGGAUGAUAUAUUAAAUGAGGAGAGACCGAGAAUAAUUUAUAGACAGUUAGUGACAGCCCAGAUUCUGUCACAGCCCUUUAUAUGGAGUCGGUCCCACAUUAGAGAGUCUCUUUUGCAUAUUUUGGGGGUAGAUGACAAGAAACGUACCACACGCCAAGAGACUCGUGAAAUACAAUUAGACGAUUCUCUGUACCUUCGAAUCUUGCAGCAUUUAAACGUUGCGAAGCCUAACUCGGAGAGUGGUAGCACUAGUGGUGCUGGGAGCUUACCAUUGCUGAGGGAUCGGUUUAAGAUCAAGUAUGCGCCACGCUUAGCACAGCCUGCCUCGUUGCAAGAGGAGAUAGAUAAAGAGCAAGAGGCACGUAUCCCGACGCUGAUUACCGAGGGCAUAGCAGACCGAGAUACGAUUGGGUUAAAGGAGUACCACGACGAGUUGUGUCAUCAAAUCGAUUCGUUGGCGAUGAAGUUGCGAGACCUAAAUGGGAGGCAGGAGUUGCUCACUCAAGAUAAAUUGUUGUUUGAGAAUGUAAUCACAAACCUUAUUGGGCACACACAGCGGCUACAGAGGGACGAAAUUGCAUUAUACAAUAAACAGUUCAAAAAACGGGGCAAACAGAAACUUGGUAAAUGGGUACCAAAUUUCUGA
Molecule: messenger RNA, 1074 nt
Organism: Huiozyma naganishii CBS 8797
Lineage: Eukaryota; Fungi; Ascomycota; Saccharomycetes; Saccharomycetales; Saccharomycetaceae
Gene: LAA2
Product: Laa2p
Exons: 1
Coding region: 1-1074 (357 amino acids)
Source: RefSeq, a predicted model, not a curated record